Panonychus citri (citrus red mite) is the source of this 3832-nucleotide messenger RNA. RefSeq names its product heterogeneous nuclear ribonucleoprotein 27C-like. Gene Ontology annotation, molecular function: chitin binding; chitinase activity; RNA binding. Gene Ontology annotation, biological process: carbohydrate metabolic process; chitin catabolic process. NCBI's taxonomy places the organism in Eukaryota, Metazoa, Arthropoda, Arachnida, Trombidiformes, Tetranychidae. Bases 706 to 3666 code for a protein of 986 amino acids. Gene Ontology annotation, cellular component: extracellular region. The record is from RefSeq and is a predicted model, not a curated record. The transcript has 9 exons.
UAGACACUUUUUUUUACUCCAUGUUAACAUUUAGUUGACCCAAAGUAAAGUCCAGUUCAAGUUAUUGAGACUCUUUUGCCAAUCGCUAAGUGUAAACUGACCACGUAUUGUUAAUUGUUUACCUUCCUCUCUUGUGUCCAGUUGAUCAAUCAAUUCACAUUCUGUUUCUAAUUGUGACCCUUACAAAAUGACCAUUAGUAAACCAACAAUUAGUUGGGACAAUAAAAAUAAUCCCUAUGAAAAUCAGUGAUUAACUAAUACGAUUACUUAAUCCACCAACUCGAAAAUCAAAUUAUCAUGAUAUUCAAUUUAAUCCAUGAACUAAUCAUCACCUUCAUCUAAUUUAACAAUUUAAUUUCAACAGUUCAUCAUUAAUCUUACAAUGUAAAUGUAAUCAUCACAAUUGUGAGUGAAUUGUGAUUAUUUUAAAUUGUGACAAAUUUUAAACAAUCAAAAUUGUUUUAUUCUUAAAAAUUGAAAGAUCUUAAUUACGACCAAUCAAAAAAAAAAGUUAAUUGCUAAUUCCUUCCAGUUAAUUGGCCUUUACUAAAACGUUAAAUCCAUCCCAGUGUCCAAAUAAGCAUCGGCUUAAUUGUGCUCUAAUUGUUUAGCUCGUAAAUUGUUGAUAAUUAAAGUUUCAAAAAAAAACUUGACGAGAAACAAUUUGAUUAACUGAUUAAUUGGUGACAAACAUUUAAUUUCAAAAUGACUCAAGACACUGAAGAGGAGGUUGGGAAACUUUUUGUUGGCGGAUUGAGUUGGGAGACAACUAAAGAAAAAUUAAACGAUUAUUUCAGUGCAUUUGGUGAAAUCGCUGAUUGUGUGGUGAUGAAAAAUCCAGAAACAGGUCGAUCAAGAGGAUUUGGAUUCGUUACAUUCAAAGAUCCUAAUUGCGUCCAAUUAGUUUUAAAUGCUGGUCCUCAUCAUUUAGAUGAAAGAACGAUUGAUCCUAAAUCGUGUAAUCCAAAAAGUGCCCAAAAAGGGAAACGAGAGGCAAAAAUGUCCAAUUAUCCGAAAAUUUUUCUCGGUGGUUUACCUUCAGAUGUAAAUGAAACCGUCCUAAGGCAAUUUUUCACCCAAUACGGCAAAGUUGUGGAAGUUGUUAUUAUGUAUGAUCAAGAGCGCAAGAAGACCCGAGGAAAUGGAUUCAGAGGCUUUGGUUUCUUGUCUUUUGAGAGUGAAGAAGCAGUUAACAAAUUAGUCGAUGAACAUUAUGUGGUCAUCAGCGGUAAAAAGGUUGAGGUUAAACGUGCUGAACCUCGAGAGAAAACUAUUCUCAAUGGAUUAACUCUCAAUAGUAAUAAUGGAAAUGAUUCAACCGAUGGUUCAACUAACGGGAUCUCAGUUAUACCUGGAACUUGGUGGUCAGCUCAUUUUCAUCCUAAUCAUCCAGGUCAUCAUCAAUCUUCACCAACCUCAGCAUCGUUACCACCACAACAAUUAACAUCACAAUCUCAUGGAAACAUAGCAGCGGCUGUUGCUGCUGCCGCUGCCGCAGCUGCAGCAGCAGUAAACAAUUCCGGCUCAUCUAUUAAUCUAACCGGUGGUGUACCUCAAGUUAAUCAACCAAUUGGUUUACCUGGUACUGGAUUAAUUCAAACUACUUAUCCUGUUUGGACUUCCCUUCCCGGAUGGGUACCAACAUCUCCAAGUGGUCAUCACCGAUUGACCAACGGUACAUCGGCAACUCUUGGUUCACCCAAUGCUACUUCAAUUCCAAGUUUUAAUUCACCAAAUUUACCCAAUCCUAACCCUGGACCUGGUCCACCACCACCACCGCCUCCUCAUCCGUCAACUUGGAAUGGUCAUCCAGCCUCUUUCUAUCCAACACCUUAUCCUCCUCAUGCUCCUGCCCCAUGGCAUCCAUCGGGUUACCCUUACCCUGGAUUAGCCCCAAUGCCACAUCCUCAUGGCCUUUGGACUAAUCAAUCUUAUCCACUUUAUGGCUCAAGUUAUCCUGUUAGUUACUCUGGAUAUUUACCUGGUGCACCAAUCAGUCCUGGAUUAAGUCCAUCUAGUCUCACAGCAUCACUUAAUUUAUCAACUGUAACAGGCUCAGGUCAACAACAAACAGGAUCAUGUUUAAAUGCUCAACCAACAAAUCAUUUAACUAAUCAAAAUGGUAUCAAUUUACCGACAUCAUCACAAAUUUCUGUCACAACAAAUUCAUCCGGAGAAAAUUGUCCAGUUUCAUCAAAUGCUCAUGAAACAGUUGAUCAACCAUGUAAUUCAAAUGAUACUUAUUACAUUGGUGAAUCAGUUAAUUGUCAACUUUAUGGUGAAUGUAUGAAUGGGACAAUUGUCCGAUUGUUACGAUGUCCAGUUGGCCUUUACUUUGACUCGAAGCGACAAUUGUGUACAGUUGAUUUUCCCCCUAAUUGUUCAAUUGAUCAACUAGAUGAUGAUCAAAUUAUUCUGAAAAAUAUAUUAACCCAAUCAACUGUUAAUUCAUCUUCACCUUUAACCCCAAACAAUUACAAGGUCGUUUGUUACUUUACCAAUUGGGCUUGGUCAUCUUCUAGGGAUGGGUCACUUUAUCCGGAAGAUAUUCCGGCUCACCUUUGCACUCAUAUUAAUUAUGCUUUUGCGAUACUGGACAAUCAGACUCACACCUUGAUAACCUCGAAUGGUACAAUUGACUUUAAUAUGAACUUUUACCGACGGGUGACCGAUUUAAAGCAAAUUAACCCUUCGUUGAAGGUGCUUUUGUCUUUGGGAGGUUGGGGCGAUUCGGGCGAUGGAUUGAAAUACUCACUGAUGGUCAAUAAUUCAACGAAACGGGAAAAUUUCAUCAAAUCGGUGAUUCCGUUUUUACGAUUCCAUGGGUUCGAUGGGCUUGACCUUGACUGGGAAUAUCCUUCAUGUUGGCAGGACAAUUGUACCGCUUCAAUGGGAGCCAAUGAUAAACAAGGUUUCGCUUCACUGGUCAGUGAGUUGAGGUCAGCUACCAAUGGGUCAGACUUUUUAAUCACCGCCGCUGUUGGUGGUUGGGUGCGACUGGUCAAUACUUCAUAUGAUAUACAAAGUUUAGCUCAAUCGUUGGACUUUGUUAACAUAAUGACCUACGAUCUUUAUAAAGGUUAUCAUAAUGUUGCCGUUCAUCAUUCACAAUUGUUUCAAAUAACACCGAGCGCUAAUUAUGGUGAUGAUGAUGAUGAAAUUGAUCGUAAUUGUAAUUCAAUUGUUAACAAAUGGAUCAAUGAAGGUUUCCCUGCGAGUAAAUUAAUCAUCGGUGUACCAUUUUAUGGUCGAGCCUUUACUUUGGCCAGUAAUGUGUCCGACAAUUCAACUAAUUAUGGUUUAGGUGAACAAUCAAUUGGUCCUGGUGGACAAGGUCCAGUUACUAGAGAGUCCGGUUAUUUGUCUUUCACUGAGAUUUGUUUGAAUAUCCGAAACUCGGACUGGUCAGUUAAACGAUUUCCUGGUUCUGAAGCUCCGAUUGCUUAUAAAAAUAAUCAAUGGGUUGGUUUUGAUGAUCUGAUUAGUUUAAGGAGAAAAUCAAAUUAUAUCAAACAAUUAAAUCUCGGAGGUGUGAUGCUUUGGGAAUUGUCACUUGAUGAUUUCCAAUCAAAUUGCUGUUCAACUAAUUGGCCACUUCUCAAGACUCUUAAUAGUGAAUUAAAUGGUUAUUACCCUAUUGGUGACAAUACUAUUAAUUGCUACUAAAAGUUGAGAUAAUUUGGUAUUUUAAUCAACAAUCAAUUUAUGUGACAUUUUAAACAAAAGGUAUUAUUUGAUUUACUUAAAUAAAGUUAUCAUUUUUAAUCAAAAAAUCGUAAGAAUUGAAAGAUGACCACUAGAAUUAAAUAAACAAAUAGUAACCACAUUGCGA